AUGAGUCCUCGACACGGCCCCCAAAAAUCUAAGGCCACUCGUCGUCGAACAUCGAAUUCCAUGUCUCCCAUACACCCUAUGUCACUCCGGAGCCGAACUAGGGCACGUAUACCCGCUAGUACUGCAACAUCGGAUCUCAUUGAUGCUACUCCGACCACAACGUCGGAUCUCAGUGGCUCUAGUAUCACUCCGGUGAUCCUGGCGCAACAAACGAAAAGGCUUGAAAUACUUAAGAAGGAAGUCGCCUCAUUGGAAGAAACAAGACAAUCACUUGAAAACGAGUUGAAGGAAGAGAUGCUUCUGCAAGAAGCGGAAUAUCAAUGUCCUCUUUGUCUUGAUCUGGCUUGGUAUCCAUACGUUACUGCGUGUGGCCAUUGCUUUUGUUCGAGAUGCCUCAGCCGAUACAAGGCCGAGCACGAUCGAAAACGUCUUGAGGACCCUUUUGGCACCAAUGUGAUCAUUGGUUGCCCAACAUGCCGAGCUUCUAUCUUUCGCAAGCCUCAGCGCUCCCUCAUCAUUCAACGAGGAAUCGAACAAGUUGCUGUAGAUCUCCAAGUUGUAGCUCCUCCACGACAUUUACUUGAAUGGCAUUAUUAA
Molecule: messenger RNA, 597 nt
Organism: Lentinula edodes (shiitake mushroom)
Lineage: Eukaryota; Fungi; Basidiomycota; Agaricomycetes; Agaricales; Omphalotaceae
Exons: 3
Coding region: 1-597 (198 amino acids)
Source: RefSeq, a predicted model, not a curated record